AUGGCGGACUCCGGCCACUCCGUCACCGUCGAUAUGGAAUCAGUCCCGGUCGCCGGAAAGGAGCAUAUUAUGAAAACUGGUUGUGGUUCUGUGUCGGUGGCCGUUUUUGGGGACCAGGACAAGCCUGCUCUAAUUACCUAUCCUGAUUUAGCCUUAAAUUAUAUGUCCUGCUUCGAAGGUCUCUUCUUUUGUCCAGAAGCGUUUUCUUUAUUUCUCCACAACUUUUGCAUCUAUCACAUCAGUCCUCGUGGACAUGAGCUAGGAGCUGCUGUUGUGGGGCCCGAUGAACCGUUGUUAUCCGUCGAUGAUUUAGCUGAUCAGAUUCCUGAAAUACUUGACCAUUUUGGAGUUGGUGCAGUAAUGUGCUUGGGGGCAACAGCUGGAGCUUAUAUUCUUACCCUCUUUGCUAUGAAGUACCCACAACGUGUUAUGGGUUUGAUUCUUGUUUCCCCUCUAUGCAAAGCACCAUCUUGGACAGAGUGGCUGUACAAUAAGUUAGUAUCCAACUUACUUUACAUGUGUGGGAUGUGUGGUCUAGCAAAAGAGUUGUUGCUCAUACGGUAUUUCAGCAAGGAACAUCGGGGCAGUGUGGAUGUACCAGAAUCAGAUAUCGUUCAAUCAUGCAGACGAUUGUUAGGAGAAAGGCAGAGCCCAAAUGUGCUUCGGUUUCUUGAAGCUAUCAACGAGAGACCAGAUAUCACCGAAGGCUUGAAGAACCUGAAGUGCCGAACUUUGAUAUUCGUUGGGGAACACUCUCCUUUCCAUUAUGAGGCCCUCCACAUGACAUCAAAGCUAGAUAGGAGAUUAAGCGCCUUGGUAGAGGUUCAAAGAUGCGGAUCGUUGGUUACGGAAGAACAACCGGACGCGAUGUUGAUACCAUUGGAAUAUUUUCUCAUGGGUUUCGGCUUCUACAGGCCGUCAAAAUCCAGUGUCAGCCCGAGAAGCCCGUUGAGCCCGACUAGCAUCUCACCCGAGCUUUUCUCACCGGAAAGCAUGGGGCUGAAGUUAAAGCCAAUCAAAACCAGGAUCCAGGAAGAAGUGUGA
Striga hermonthica is the source of this 1044-nucleotide messenger RNA. NCBI's taxonomy places the organism in Eukaryota, Viridiplantae, Streptophyta, Magnoliopsida, Lamiales, Orobanchaceae. The record is from the annotation of a GenBank genome assembly.